Messenger RNA from Onthophagus taurus, 1788 nucleotides. RefSeq names its product adenosine receptor A2b-like. Lineage: Eukaryota; Metazoa; Arthropoda; Insecta; Coleoptera; Scarabaeidae. Gene Ontology annotation, cellular component: membrane. Gene Ontology annotation, biological process: G protein-coupled receptor signaling pathway. Gene Ontology annotation, molecular function: G protein-coupled receptor activity. The record is from RefSeq and is a predicted model, not a curated record.
GUGCUUUUUGGCCCGUUUUGUGCAGACGGUUUCCGGGUGGUAACUGUUUUACAUCCAAAAAAUAAAAACACGCAAAAAUAUGUGCCACAUUCCCAUAAGAAAGAUGCUACGUAACACGCUGUAACCUUUUUAAUCAUUGUAACAUCAAUAAAAGAGUCUGAUCCUAAUUAAAAAAAGAGCAAUCACGUCGUCAUUUGCGCUGCCGUCUCAAUUACACAACAUCACCCCCAAUGUAUCUAUGGAGGCAACUUUGUUCAACCACAGUCAUCAAGCUCUGGUUUACACCAUCGAAAUGGAUACCUCGGAAAAUCAUUCAAUCAUCGGAGUUGACGUCACCAGAAACAUCUCCAGGCUGAAUUCACCAGUUUCCGUUACAAUAGCGGUACUCUUGGUGUUCCUUUUCUCACCGAUGAUACUAAUCGGAAAUUCAUUAGUGUUGGUCGCUAUGUAUCGUUUUAAAAGACUUAGAACUCCAAGUAAUUACCUCGUGAUGAGUUUAGCAACGUCCGAUUUAGGAAUCGGAAUGUUUAUGCCGGUCGGGAUGUAUUUAGAAUUAGGUGGAGCCGAAAAUUUCACAAGCCCUAAGGUGUGCCUGUUUAGUUACGGUGUUGCGACUACACUGUGCUGUGUUUCUGUGUUGGUGAUGGUCGCGAUUGCCGUUGAUCGAUUUACAUCUAUAGCAAGACCUUUAAGAUAUAACAAUUUAAUUACACAUUCGGCCAUCGAAAGAUAUAUCAUCGUCUUUUGGAUUUAUUCAUCAUUAGUUGGAUUUACACCACUUGGUUAUUCAAUGUUAUAUGAAAAUUUAGAUAGGUCGAACGACUGCUCCUUUAGCUCACUGGUGGCAAGACCCGUACAGCUGUUCAUGUUUUGUGCCGUAUACGGCCCUGGGGCAUUAAUCCUACUAAUUUGUUACGGGUACAUCUAUUUCGUCGCCAGGGGACACGCCCGAGCCAUCCUCGAGGUGAGACAUUCUGUGCAAAAUGGUCCCGCUGGUAUUUCGGGUCCUCCACGGUAUGGAUUAGCUUUAGCCAUCACCAGCGGAAUGUUUCUUGCUCUUUGGCUCCCAUUUCAAACUUGUAUGUUAAUGGAUGUCUUCAUCGGUACCAACAUCCUUUCGGAAUGGGUUACCGUUUACUUGGCUUUACCCAUUUUAGCAAGUAGUGCUUUUAAUCCUUGGGUUUACGGCUAUAGGAACGCAGAACUUCGUGCAGCCGUUAGACGAGUCGUUGAUGAUUUUUUAACAGCAUUAGGUUUCACUUAUAGAAGUCAUCAAACAUCAGAUCCGAUAGCUCCAAGUGGUGCUGCUACCGUUGGAGAUCAUGCUUCCUUCAUCCACCAUGUUCAAAGAGAUUACUUCAGCACAAAACCAGCGGGAGAUUUUCUUCUAGUUCCAAUGGCGCGACCGGAAAGUUCUGACGUUGAAUCAGAACCGGCAAAACUGUUUAAAGAUCCACCUAGGAUCAUCUUAAGCGGUGAUAGACCGAUCAUUUUGAAGGGUUCUCGGAGUAUGGUAGAUAGUUUGGCUAUUUCAAAAGGUUCGGAUAUUGUUGUUAUUAAGAAUGGUAGCUGUGGUAUGAUGCACGGUGCUAGUAUUGUAUGAGAUUUAUUUUAGUCGAUUUUUGUGUAAUAUUUUAGCGAAUUUAUUUAUUUGAAUAAAUCCUUAAAUAUAAUACAAAAGUUUUGUAGAUUAUGCAAAACAAACUACGUCGGACCAGAAAAGAAAGAGUAUAACAAUAAAAGAUCAUAAUGUAUUUUUUAUACCGCUGAAUAGUUUUAAAUUAUCAU